Molecule: messenger RNA, 972 nt
Organism: Camelina sativa (false flax)
Lineage: Eukaryota; Viridiplantae; Streptophyta; Magnoliopsida; Brassicales; Brassicaceae
Product: protein phosphatase 2C 7-like
Biological process (GO): protein dephosphorylation
Molecular function (GO): protein serine/threonine phosphatase activity
Source: RefSeq, a predicted model, not a curated record
GGUGGAAGGUCUGAAAUGGAGGAUGCUGUUAGAGCUUUACCUCAUUUUCUCAAAAUACCUAUCAGAAUGCUUAUGGGGGAUCAUGAAAGGAUUAGUCCAACACUCACAUGGCUCACUAGUCACUUCUUCGGUGUAUAUGACGGCCACAAAGGCGCUCAGGUUGCUGACUAUUGUCAUGCUAGAAUCCAUUGUGCUUUGGUUGAACGGUUAAAAGAGGAAUUGUGCAAGAGGAACACUGGUGAGUGUAGUAGGCAGGUCCAGUGGGAGAAAGUCUUUGUCGAUUGUUACCUAAAGGUCGAUGAUGAGGUCAAAGGGAGAAUCAGCAGACCUGUUUCUAGUUCUUGUCCUUCUGAUGGGAUGGUCCUUGAGGCUGUUUCCCCUGAGACCGUCGGAUCAACUGCUGUUGUUGCUUUGGUUUGCUCAUCACAUAUCAUAGUUUCAAACUGUGGUGAUUCAAGAGUGGUUUUACUCCGCGGCAAAGAAUCCAUGCCCUUAUCCGUUGAUCACAAACCUGAUAGAGAGGAUGAGUAUGCAAGAAUAGAGAAAGCUGGUGGAAAAGUUAUGCAAUGGCAAGGCGCUCGUGUUUCUGGUAUUCUCGCCAUGUCCAGGUCCAUCGGUGAUGAAUAUCUAGAGCCAUUUGUAAUACCAGAUCCCGAAGUGACUUUUAUACCACGAGCAAGAGAAGACGAAUGUCUAAUAUUAGCCAGUGAUGGACUUUGGGACGUAAUGAGUAACCAAGAAGCCUGCGAGUUAGCAAGGAAACGGAUCUUGAUGUGGCACAAGAAGAAUGAAGCCUUGCCUUUAGCAGAGAGAGGUGUAGGGGAAGACCAUGCGUGCCAAGCCGCAGCUGCUUAUCUCUCGAAACAAGCUCUUCGAAAGGGAAGCAAAGACAAUGUCUCGAUCAUAGUGGUCGACUUGAAAGCUCAAAGAAAUUUCAAGAGCAGUGGACUUGUCUUGUGUAGAGAGAAUUAA